AUGACCUCCGCUAAGUUACCCACCUCGCACACGUUAUGGUCGCCGUACGAUACGGUCAAAGACGCUGCGGAGUCGCUUGGUAUCACGCUCAACGACGAGGUAGCAAAAAACCUCGCAAUGGACGUGGAGUACCGCAUCCAUGAGAUUCUCGAAAACGCAACCAAGUUCAUGCGGCACUCGAAGCGCAAGCUCCUCAUGACUAGCGAUAUUGAAAAGUCACUCAAAUUGCUCAACGUCGAGCCUUUGUACGGUUAUGACAAUUCGCAACAGCUCAACUUCAAGGAGGCGAUUGUCAGUGAAACCGGCCAGACAUUGUACUAUGUGGACGACCAGGAGGUGGAUUUUGAGAAGCUCAUCAACCAGCCGCUUCCGAAGGUUCCUCGCGCAAGCACGUUCACGGCGCAUUGGUUGGCGAUCGAAGGGGUCCAGCCGACGAUUCCGCAGAACCCGCUUCUUGCCGAGAUUAAGGCGCUUCCGCCGGUUUCUAGAGGCGCCAUGGCCAACAGCCUCGGGGGAAUCGCGCUCUCAGGCAGCUCUAGCUCUGCUGUACCAGACACUGCCAAGCCAAACAACAAAGAGCUCGAAGUGAAGCCGUUGGUCAAGCACGUGUUAUCCAAGGAAUCCCAGUUGUAUUUCGACAAGGUCGCCGAGACGUUGGUUUCGGCGGACCCCGCAAAGGACCACUUGCGUGGUGCGGCGCUCAACUCGUUGCGCUCCGACCCGGGUUUGCACCAGCUCGUGCCGUACUUCAUCCAGUACGUCGCGGAGCAGAUCACCAACAAUCUCGCCAACAUCGAGCUCUUGUCAACCAUGCUUGAAGUCAUUUACUCGCUCUUGUCGAACCCCACCAUCUUCUUGGAGCCAUAUGUGCACGCGUUGAUGCCGUGCAUCUUGACGCUUCUCUUGGCCAAGCGGAUCGGGCCGCAGAAGUCAGCAGUCGACACCGGUGACGAGCACUUUGCGAUCCGUGACUUUGCGGCUUCCUUGUUGCAGCACAUCUGCAACCAGUAUGGUGAUUCGUACUCGACGCUCAAGCCGAGAGUCACCAGAACGUUGUUGCGCGCAUUCUUAGAUCCAACCAAGCCGGUGGGGACCCACUACGGCUCCAUCUUGGGCCUCACGAACCUCGGAGAGGAGGUAGUCCGCUUGAUAUUGGUGGGUAACUUGAAGAUCUGGAGCACGAGCGUGUUGGAGCAGAUCGAGGAUGCCCAUGACCGUGAUAUCUUGCUCGAGAAGGUUUUGGAAGCGUUGCGGAUCUUGAAGCACAAGGCGGACGGUGAUAUGGAGGUGGAUGACUUGUCCGCCGCCGAAGCGGCUAAGUUGAGUGCCAGGAUCGGUACGACCGUGGCCCUGCUUGUAUUAGAGGCACCCGACAAGAAAGCGAUUCUCGAUGGGGUGUUCUUUGGCGAGCAGUAA
This is a messenger RNA of Babjeviella inositovora NRRL Y-12698, 1416 nucleotides long. RefSeq names its product Taf60p (gene TAF60). The coding region runs from base 1 to 1416 and encodes 471 amino acids. The transcript has a single exon. NCBI's taxonomy places the organism in Eukaryota, Fungi, Ascomycota, Pichiomycetes, Serinales. Gene Ontology annotation, cellular component: SAGA complex; SLIK (SAGA-like) complex; transcription factor TFIID complex. Gene Ontology annotation, molecular function: protein heterodimerization activity; RNA polymerase II general transcription initiation factor activity; transcription coactivator activity. Gene Ontology annotation, biological process: transcription initiation at RNA polymerase II promoter; RNA polymerase II preinitiation complex assembly. The record is from RefSeq and is a predicted model, not a curated record.